AUGCAGGCCAAUGUUACCCAGCUUGAGAUCAGUAUAGCAUCUAAAUAUCACCAGUCCCUGAUUGGUGCCAAAGGUCGCUUGGUACGCUCCAUCAUGGAAGACUGUGGUGGUGUGAUGAUUCACUUCCCUAAUGAAGGAUCAGGGAGUGACAAGGUCACAUUGAGAGGACCCAAGGAUGAUGUGGAUAAAGCAAAGAAACAGUUAAUGGAAUUGGCAAAUGAAAGGGCCCAGUCUAGCUUUACAGCUGAAGUACAUGCUAAACCAGAAUAUCAUAAGUUCUUAAUUGGUAGAGGUGGGACGAAUAUUAGAAAAGUACGUGACAGAACUGGUGCACGUAUUGUCUUCCCAACUUCAAAGGACGAGGACCAGGAGCUGAUUACAAUUAUAGGAAAGAAGGAAUGCGUAGAUGACGCAAAGGGAGAAUUGGAACAACUUAUUAAAAAUCUGGAUAAUAUUGCUGAAAGUGAGAUCAGUGUGGAUCCCAAAUUCCAUCGUCAUUUUGUAGCCCGCCGUGGUCAAGUAUUGAGGGAUAUAGCAGAUGACUAUGGUGGUGUUACUGUUAGUUUUCCUAGAAGUGGAACCAAGAAUGAUAAAGUGACAGUGAAAGGAGCUAAAGAUUGUGUUGAGGGAGCCAAAAAUAGAAUAUUAGAAAUCGUGCAAGACUUGGAAUCCCAAGUGACUGUUGAAUGUAUAAUUGACCAGAAAAACCAUCGCACUGUUAUGGGGGCCAAAGGAUCCAAAGUACAGGCCAUUACAUCAGAGUAUGAAGUAGGAAUCAAAUUCCCUGAUCGUAAUAUGAACAUGAAUGCAGAAAGUAAUGGAAAUAAUGGCAAUGGUGAACCCAUUGAACCUGUUGUCAAUGGCGAUGGCGGAAGUGAGAACAGUGAAGAUGAUAAACCCAAGAAAUGUGAUACAAUAAUUAUCACUGGCAAGCAGGAUAAUUGUGACCGUGCUAAAGCUGCUCUACUGGCCUUGGUUCCUGUAACAGAAGAAGUAACUGUACCAUUUGAAUUUCAUCGUUUCAUCAUCGGAGUUAAGGGUGCUGGUGUGAGGAGAAUGAUGGAUGAUCAUGAUGUAAAUAUUGCCAUACCACCUCCAGCACAGCAAUCCAGUAUAAUCAGAGUAACGGGCCCAGUCAACAAUGUAGAAAAUGCAAAGAUUGCAUUACUGAAUAGAGUUGAGGAACUGGAAAAAGAAAAGGAAGACAGGGUCUUGCGUAACUUUCAGCUGACUGUAAAUGUGAGUCCCGUACAUCACCCCAAGAUUAUUGGUCGUAGAGGACAAGUAAUAACUAAAAUUCGACAGGACCACUCUGUUAAUAUUCAGUUUCCUGAUAGAGAUAGUGAGCAAAUGAACACAAUCACAAUAACUGGAUAUGAACAAAAUGCUGAAGCUGCUAAACAAGCCAUCCUCAAGAUUGUUCAGGAACUAGAGGAUAUGUCGACUGUAGAAGUGAAAAUUGACCAGCGUGUACAUCCCCGUUUAAUUGGCAACAAAGGCCAUGCAAUUCGUAAAGUUAUGGAAGAUUAUAAAGUUGAUAUUCGGUUCCCUCGAGGCAAUGAUGUGGAUCCCGAUCUUGUUACCAUAACUGGAAUGGAGGAUGAUGUGCUUGAUGCAAAGGACCAUCUACUCAAUUUAGAAGAAGAAUUUAUGCAAGAUAUCACAGAGAGAUCAAUGUUACAACAGUACAUGUCUCCUCCAAGGUCUACAUCGGAAUACAGAGAGAAGAAUCAGCCAAGGGGCUUUGUUGUAAGAGAUGCUCCUUGGAACAAACCUCCUGACACCACCAGUACUCAGGAAUAUCCCAGUUUAGGCUCUGUUGCUGCUGCCCCUACAUCAGGAGGCAAUGCUCCAAGAUGGGGGCCAUCAAAACGUUAACAUGAUCCUAUAAUCAAACAUAUAAGACUAAAUAAAACUGCUCUUAAUCUUUUAAUUUUGAAAAUAUCAAACUGCUUAGUUAAUUGGAGUAUCGGAAAAGAAACUAUUUUCUGUACUUUAUGUUGAAACCUUGUGUGGGGGGUUUUAGUAACAGUUGAACUGGAUCGGGUUAGCAGAGAUGAGCUAGCUCACACUACAAGAUUGGUUGACUGUUACCAUUGCCAUGAUUGGUGUUUGCCAAAAAUCUUGGUACAUCCAGCACAUUAAGGUGAAUUUGUGUAAAUAAAUUGGUCACAAUUGUGAAUCUCCCUUUCAGUUGCAACUGAGCUAAUUAAGUUGUGAACAGAAUGUGGCUUUGGGAAUCAAACAAGUUGUACAACAAGCAUUCAUAGCAGUGUUUUAGUGUUUGACUAACCUUGCAAUACUGAGAGAAAUUUUUUGCAAUGUAAAGUAAUUGUCUUGCAAUGUUCUACGUUUUAAAUCUGUUUUUAUUUCUAUGCUAUCCUUUCCCAAUUCAAACUUGUCUAAACAGGUUCAAACCAGUUUUAAGAACAUUGUAUACAAGUGCAAUUAGAAUUAAUGCUGCAAUAUUUGUAAGAUAUUGCCUAAUACUGUUGAUUGCUGGCCUCAGUUUUGUUACUGUAAAUUGUCGUUGAUUCCUGGUACAUGAUGCUUUUUGGCCUUCAGAUUAAUUUGGUGCUUGUAUUAAAACAUGGGUAAAAAAAGGUUUUUAAUUGAAAUUAUUUUCAUACCCUUUUUUCCUCAUUCAUAAUUUCUUGGUGUUAUUGAAAACUUCAUGAUGCAUUGUGGGUAAUGUAUGUAUAGAUAGACUGGAUGUGGCAACACUGAAAUAUUUUAUAUAUAUGGGGAGGAGUGGGGGAGUUUUCAGAAUCUAAAUUGUUAGACGAUUGUGUUCUAUUUCUUAUUUUUUUUAAAUGUAGGGUUAUACAUCGUAUCUAAUUUUAUUUCUUCAGGAAAUGUUAACAAAAUUAUGUAUUACAAAGGAUUUGUUGUCUUGUGUCCAGUUAUAUUACACAACCAUCCUAAAAGUAUCUAUUUUAUUCCAGCAUGAUUGGCCGAUGGUUGUUGACCAAUUGUAUCCAUUGCUUCCAUUAAUGUUUAUUUUGAUGAAAUAGAAAAUUUCAAACUUGAUGUAUUAUCAUUUCACAUGGAGAUAAUAGUGCGUUUUAUUUUUUCUUUCUUUCUUUCUUUUGAAUUUAUAUGUCUUUAUUUUAAAUAGUAUUGGACUGACCUUAUGGCUUUUUUGGACCCUUAUGAACGGUAUAAUGACCAUACACUAAAGAUUACCGGUCAGUACAGAGAAUAUGGAUUAUGACUAUUAAAAUGUUAGUCUAAAGCAA
This is a messenger RNA of Saccoglossus kowalevskii, 3239 nucleotides long. RefSeq names its product vigilin-like. Gene Ontology annotation, molecular function: mRNA binding. Lineage: Eukaryota; Metazoa; Hemichordata; Enteropneusta; Harrimaniidae. The record is from RefSeq and is a predicted model, not a curated record.